Trifolium pratense (red clover) is the source of this 773-nucleotide messenger RNA. RefSeq names its product prefoldin subunit 6. The record is from RefSeq and is a predicted model, not a curated record. Lineage: Eukaryota; Viridiplantae; Streptophyta; Magnoliopsida; Fabales; Fabaceae. Gene Ontology annotation, cellular component: prefoldin complex; cytoplasm. Gene Ontology annotation, molecular function: protein-folding chaperone binding. The coding region runs from base 181 to 573 and encodes 130 amino acids. Gene Ontology annotation, biological process: chaperone-mediated protein complex assembly; protein folding. The transcript has 5 exons.
UUUUUUUAAAAAAAAAAAAUAACGGGGGUGGUGGCGUGGGCGUAUGAGUAAAAACACAAGGGUGCAAAAAAUAACACCGAAAUCCGUUCAUUCAUAACCCAAACCCAAAGCCGUUGAUUCUUUGAUCCCGCUGCUGAUUACUUGAUCUUGAACGCGAAUUGUGUUGAAACCCUAUACAACAUGAUGAGUUCGUCAACCAUUAGAGAUCUUCAACGCGAAUUGGAGAACAAAGCAAACGAUCUCAGCAAGCUUCAAAAGGAUAUUGCCAAGAAUCACCAAGUUAGAAAGAAGUACACUAUCCAACUUGGUGAGAAUGAACUCGUCCUCAAGGAGUUGGAUUUAUUGAAAGAAGAUGCAAAUGUUUACAAGUUGAUUGGCCCUGUACUUGUUAAGCAAGAUUUGGCGGAGGCCAAUGCCAAUGUCCGCAAGAGAAUCGAAUACAUUUCAGCUGAACUGAAGCGUCUUGAUGGAACUGUUCAAGAUUUGGAAGAGAAGCAGAAUAGCAAGAAAGAUACGAUACUCAAAUUGCAACAAAAGAUGCAAUCUCUUCAGGCUGGGAAAGGGAAAGCAUAGGGCAUAGUUAUGUCUCCAAUUGUUCGAUUAUUGUAACUUUACCGUUCAUAGGUGGUGAUUAGUAUUGUGCUUGUUUUAUUUUUCAAUGUAACUUUUGAUGCCAAAGCAAGAAAGAGUAGCGGCCACUCUCACAUGUUAGUUUUGCUCAAACAAGCACUUUUAGAUGGUGGAUGAUAUAUGGUGUUUAGCAUUUUGUCUCA